This is a messenger RNA of Octopus bimaculoides (California two-spot octopus), 1580 nucleotides long. RefSeq names its product WD repeat domain phosphoinositide-interacting protein 3. The record is from RefSeq and is a predicted model, not a curated record. Lineage: Eukaryota; Metazoa; Mollusca; Cephalopoda; Octopoda; Octopodidae. Gene Ontology annotation, molecular function: protein binding.
AGAAUCUUAACACUUGUACCUUUCCCUCACACAAACAUAAAUCGUCAUAUAUAUAUACACACGUGUGUGUGUAUAUAUGCACAUACACACACACAUAGCUCGUCUCGAAUAUUGCAGAUACUUCGGAAUAAUAAUAAAAAUAGCGCAAACACACAACUAUUCUGUGUAGUUUGUAUGUUUUAUUGAUGAUGAAUUUGUCGUCGUGUAACACGUACGGCAACCAACUGCUGUUUGCUGGAUGGAAUCAAGACCAGGGAUGCUUUGCAUGUGGUAUGGAAAGUGGUUUCCGGGUUUACAACACCGACCCUUUAAAAGAGAAAGAAAGGCAAGACUUCAAUGAUGGCGGAAUAGGUCACAUAGAAAUGCUGUUUCGUUGUAAUUAUCUUGCUCUUGUGGGUGGUGGAAAAAAUCCCAAAUAUCCACCAAACAAAGUUAUGGUAUGGGACGAUCUGAAAAAAAAACAUGUAAUUGAACUUGAAUUUUCUGCUGAAGUUCGAAGUGUCAGACUACGGAGAGAUCGAAUUGUUGUUGUUCUUGAUUCUCUUAUCAAAGUUUACACUUUUACUCAAAACCCACAGCAGCUACAUGUAUUUGAAACUUGUUCCAACCCUAAAGGACUGUGUGUCAUGUGUCCGAACAGUAACAACUCAUUGUUAGCAUUUCCUGGCCGUAAGACUGGACAUGUCCAGUUGGUGGACCUUGCUAAUACUGAGAAAACACCAUUAGAUAUUCCAGCACAUGAAGCAGCUCUCAGUUGCAUUGCAUUAAAUUUACAAGGCACCCGCCUAGGAACAGCAUCAGAGAAAGGAACGUUAAUUCGAGUAUUUGAUACGUCAGACUGUACACUGUUGCAUGAACUGCGACGUGGAGCCAACAAUGCUCAUAUAUACUGUUUAAACUUUAAUCAGGAUUCAACAUUAUUAUGUGUUUCAAGUGACCACGGUACUGUACACAUCUUUUCAUGUGAAGAUCCAAAGAAGAACAAGCAAUCAAGUUUAGCGUCAGCGAGUUUCUUGCCAAAAUAUUUUAGUUCAAAAUGGAGUUUUUCUAAAUUCCAAGUCCCUGGAGGUGCCACACAUUGCAUUUGUGCCUUUGGCUCUGACAAUAAUUCUGUGAUAGUUGUAUGUGCUGAUGGCAGUUAUUACAAGUUCUCGUUCAACACUAAAGGAGACUGCACCAGGGAAGUCUAUGCACAGUUCCUGGAAAUGACAGACGAUCGCUCAUAGUAUCUGCCGUCUUUGUUAUCUUGUUUCCUUCUCUUUUAUUUCUAUCUCUCUAUCCCUGCCCAACUCUGUCUCUCUCUCUCCCUCUCACAUCCAUUCUUUCUCUUCUACCAUCUACAUUUCUUGCUAAGGAAUACUUGAAGAGAAUGUCAUAUCAAAAGACACAUAUGAUGGUGCUUUAAUUACUGAUAACAAUUAUGGUUAUACAAACCAAAAGCAAAUUCCAUAUGGAAAAUGAAAGACAAGACACACAAAAACAACUUACCUAAAGAAGAAAUGCAGCUAAUAUAUUUCCAGACAUACUUCUUGUGUACCCAUGUAAAUAAAUAAUGGAAUAAAUAAAUCAUAAUACAUUUA